UCUCCUUCCGCUUCCGGCGGGAGCGGAGCGGGGAGCGCAGGCGACGUGUCGUGAGCGGAGCGGGAGCCGGGCGCCAUGGAGCUGGAGGCGAUGAGCAGAUACACCAGCCCGGUGAACCCGGCCGUUUUCCCGCACCUCACCGUGGUGCUGCUGGCCAUCGGCAUGUUCUUCACCGCCUGGUUCUUCGUCUACGAGGUGACUUCUACCAAGUACACGCGGGAUAUCUACAAGGAGCUGUUGAUCUCGCUGGUGGCUUCGCUCUUCAUGGGCUUUGGCGUCCUCUUCCUGCUGCUGUGGGUCGGUAUUUACGUCUGAGGCCCGGGCGGAGGAGCACCGGUACUGCCUUGUUGAUCCCUAUGGCUGUGGGAAGCCCUGCGGAAAGUCUUUUUGUAUUUCUUUUAUACUUCAACAACAAAGCUUGUGUCAGGCAUGGGCUGUGCUCUUGUCGAGCGACUUCUGCCAGCCCAACAAACCAAACCCGAAUAAAACUGGCUCUGUGACGCACCUGCCUUUGGACUCGCAG
This is a messenger RNA of Haliaeetus leucocephalus (bald eagle), 523 nucleotides long. RefSeq names its product transmembrane protein 258 (gene TMEM258). Gene Ontology annotation, cellular component: membrane-bounded organelle. Lineage: Eukaryota; Metazoa; Chordata; Aves; Accipitriformes; Accipitridae. Bases 76 to 315 code for a protein of 79 amino acids. The record is from RefSeq and is a predicted model, not a curated record. Gene Ontology annotation, biological process: protein N-linked glycosylation. The transcript is spliced from 4 exons.